Jaculus jaculus (lesser Egyptian jerboa) is the source of this 1526-nucleotide messenger RNA. RefSeq names its product BPI fold containing family B member 3 (gene Bpifb3). Gene Ontology annotation, molecular function: lipid binding. The transcript is spliced from 15 exons. The record is from RefSeq and is a predicted model, not a curated record. Lineage: Eukaryota; Metazoa; Chordata; Mammalia; Rodentia; Dipodidae. Bases 1 to 1419 code for a protein of 472 amino acids.
AUGUUGGGUGUGUGCGCCCUGCUUCUGCUCUGGGGCCUAGCCACCCCAUGCCAAGGGCUGCUCGAGACGGUAGGCACGCUUGCCCGGAUUGACAAGGCUGAAUUGGGCAAAGCCAUCCAGAACUCGCUGGUUGGUGGGCCCAUUCUGCAGAACGUGCUGGGGACGGUGACCUCUGUGAACCAGGGCCUCCUGGGUGCAGAUGGGCUGCUUGGAGGAGGCGGUCUGCUGGGCUAUGGAGGCAUUUUUGGGGUGGUGCAGCAGCUCUCUGGGCUGAAGGUAGAGGAGCUCACGCUGCCCCAGGUGUCACUGAAGCUGCUGCCCGGUGUCGGGGUGCAGCUGAAUCUGCACACCAAGGUGGGCCUGCACGGAUUUGGCCCCCUGGGAGGCCUCUUGCAACUGGCUGCUGAAGUGAACGUGUCUUCCCGGGUGGCGCUGAGCAUGAGCCCGCGGGGGACGCCCAUCCUGGUCCUGAAGCGCUGCACCACUCUCCUGGGCCGCACCAGUCUGCUGUCUGGGCUGCUGCCGGCACCAGUCUUUGGGAUCCUGGAACAGACCUUGUGCAAGGUGCUGCCCGGAGUGCUGUGCCCCGUGGUGGACAGCGUGCUGAACGUCAUGAACGAGCUCCUGGGAGCCGGCCUGAGCUUGGUACCCCUCAGGACUCUGGGGUCUGUGGAGUUUACUUUGGCCACAUUGCCCCUCAUCUCCAACCAGUACAUAGAGCUGGACAUCAAUCCCAUUGUGAAGGGUGUAGCUGGUAACGUCAUCGAUUUCCCCAAGCCACGCCUCCCGGUCAAGGUGCCCCCCAAGGAGGACCACACCUCCCAGGUGACAGUGCCUCUCUACCUCUUCAGCACCGUGUUUGGGCUUCUGCAGAACAACGGUGCCCUUGAUCUAGACAUCACCCCCGAGCUGGUUCCCAGCAAUAUACCACUGACAACUUCCGACCUGGCAGCUUUGGCCCCUGAGGCCCUGGGGAAGCUGCCCCCUGGUCAGCGCCUCCUCCUCUCGCUGCGGGUGACAAAAGCGCCCACGGUCACACUGCAGAGCAAGAAAGCCACAGUCUCCAUCCCAGCCACCAUCCAUGUGCAGUCCUCUGUCCCCCAAGGGACUCCCGUAGCCCUCUUCCAGCUGAACGGGGUUCUGACGCUCAACGCCCAGCUGGCUCCAUCUGCCACGAAGCUGCACGUGUCCCUGUCCCUGGAACGGCUAAGUGUCCAGCUGGCCUCCUCCUUCUCCCAACCCUUUGAUGCAUCUCAUCUGGAAGAAUGGCUCAGCGACGUGCUCAGGGCUGUCUACGUGCCAAAGCUCAAUGUGGACCUGGAGGUUGGAAUUCCCCUGCCGAAGAUUCUCAACGUCAAUUUUGCCAAUUCGGUUCUGGAGAUCAUCGAGAAUGCUGUGGUGCUGACUGUGAUACCCUGAGAUGGGUGUGGCCGUUACCCUCCCUGUGGACUAUAGAGUCUGUUCACCUGUCCACCCUGCCUCAGUUACCCUCCUGGUCUCUAGCCUGCAUUGGUGGCAGUAUUAGC